Onthophagus taurus is the source of this 1065-nucleotide messenger RNA. The record is from RefSeq and is a predicted model, not a curated record. NCBI's taxonomy places the organism in Eukaryota, Metazoa, Arthropoda, Insecta, Coleoptera, Scarabaeidae.
AUGAGUAUCUUAAACGUCUCUGAUAAAGUAGAAUUUGAUAAUUCACUUGUACGGAUUCAGUAUCAUAAUCAUUUACCAUAUUCAUCAAAUUCUUUUAACAAUAGCGGUGAAAUUCGUAUUGCAAUUCAACAACAGGACGUUUACACGUUACUAAGUCAAUCUUUUAUUUACGUACAAGGGAAACUAUUGAAAGAUGACGGAACCGUUGAUAAAGAUUCAAAAUUGUCAGCAAAUCCGAUCGCUCAUAUGUUUAGUGAAGUACGAUUUGAAUGUGGAGGGAACGUAAUUGACAGAGUAAGAAAUCCAGGAAUAGCUAGCACAUUAAAAAAUCUUUGCUCAUUAACAAGAUCGGAAUACUAUCAUGCCUCUAACGCAGGUUUCGAAUAUCCAAAUGUUAAAGUAAAUGAAAAUACAGGAGAUUUUGAUUUUUGUGUUGUGAAAUAUUUUCUUGGGUUCGCAGAAGAUUAUAAUAAAAUUUUGAUAAAUGUCCGUCAAGAAUUAGUUUUGGUACGCAUAUGGAAAGUCCCUCAUGUUUCUGUAGCCGAUGUUGAACGUUUAAAACUUUUAGAGUACAUUGAACAAGGAAUUAAAUUAGACAUGGGAUUUAGAUCAUUUGAUUUACAUGAAUACCUAUCAUUACCAAAAAGUAGACAACACACAUGGACAAUUAAAACAUCUACUCAAUUACAAAAGCCCAGAUACUUUAUAUUAGGGUUUCAAAUCAAUAGAAAAGAUAAUCCGUUACGUUCUGCAUCACAAUUUGACCACUGUAAUUUAACAGAUAUGAAAGUGUUUUUAAAUAGCGAGAAAUAUCUCUAUGAAGCUUUAAAUUUAAAUUUUAAGACAGAACCAAUGUUUAACAGAGAUACAUUUUUAGCACAUACACCGCUUAUUGUAAUUGAUUGUUCACGGCAAAAUGAUAUUUUAAAUGUUGAAACCGUUGAUAUUGGCAUUGAAUUUGAAACGAGUGAAGAGAUACCUAAUGCUACUUUCGUCUACUGUUUAAUCUUACAUGAUCGUGUUUUCAAAUAUGUUCCUUUAACUAGUAUGAUUAAUCAAAUAUAG